AUGGCUGACAGCGACGACGAGGCAAUCACCCUCUCGUCCCAUGCCCUCGCCGCGCUUCACGAGUUCUACAAUGAGCGCGACGCCCACGUCGACAAGUUUGAAAAGCUCAAGGUCGCCGCUGAGGAGCAGCACGAGACCGGCAAGAAGCAACAGGCCCAGCUGUCCAUGGACCUUUUCACCGAAGACUGGAACGAGAGCCAGUUCUGGUAUUCGGACGAGACGGCGACAGUGCUUGCGAAGCAGCUGCUCGACGGCGUGAGCGAGCACGAGGUCGUCGCCGUGGUGUCGGCGCCGAGCGUCUUCGUUGCGUUGAAGAACCUGCUGAAUGAGGCGGAUGAGGCGUCCCCGAGACCGAAAAAGGUCUACCUCCUCGAGCACGAUCAUCGAUUCGCUGUAUUCCCCGAGUUCGUCUUCUACGACUUCAACCAUCCCACCAAGCUCCCGGUAGAGCUGAAAGGAGGCGUAGACCGCGUCAUCUGCGAUCCGCCCUUCCUUAGCGAGGAUUGCCAGACCAAAACCGCCCUCACGGUGCGCUGGAUGUCCCGACCGGCCCCUGGCCCGCACCCUCGCCUCAUCGUCUGCACGGGCGAGCGCAUGGAGUCCCUCAUCACGCAGAAGCUCUACCGGUCGUCCGGGGCGCUCACGACCACGUACGAGCCUCGUCACGCGCGCGGGCUCGGCAACGAGUUCUACUGCUACGCCAACUUCGAGUGCGACGAGUGGCGGUUCAGGAGCAGCGGCGGCGGGGAGGGGGAGAACAAGGAAGGGAAGCCCGAUUAGGAAGUGGCCGGAUAGCACCGAUAGUAGAUGUCUGCCAUAGUAGGUAGGUAUUUCCAGUGAAGAUCCUCGGUCCAUAUAACGACUACGGUAAUGAUCGUGACGAUUGUGGUGAACUUCGACGCAAUGGAGCCGACUUACGAGACUUCGAUUCGAUUCUCAGGUCGGUAGAGGCUGGCUAGGAGAGGAGCCCCCCGCUCCCCCAGUCACGCGGGGGGGUCUUGUAGAAGCCGAAGAUGGCGAACGCGUCUAGGUCCUGCGGGCAACGUAUAGGCAUAAUACGCACGCUCCAUAGAUGCCACGAUCUACCGACUGUACAGAUGCCUACCUGCCGCAUCGAUAUUCCGUUGUCAGAGAUCAUACUCAACUUUUCUUGGCACCGGGUCCCGUGGAUGUGUGUAGAUCGGGUGUGCGCCGCAACGAUGCUCUUAGGUAAAGAAUUCCGACGGGCGUCCAAUCUCCU
Molecule: messenger RNA, 1240 nt
Organism: Durotheca rogersii
Lineage: Eukaryota; Fungi; Ascomycota; Sordariomycetes; Xylariales; Xylariaceae
Product: putative N6-adenine methyltransferase-domain-containing protein
Exons: 5
Coding region: 1-780 (259 amino acids)
Molecular function (GO): protein-lysine N-methyltransferase activity
Source: RefSeq, a predicted model, not a curated record